UGACAGUAUCAGUGCAUUACGGACAUAAACACACUGCUGUGUUCAAACCUACAGGAACAAUACUAUGAAACUGUGAUAAAUAAGCGAGCAUCAGCAACAACAACCGAGUAGAACGAAGAGGGUGGUGAUGUGACGUCACUGCAAACUGGGAUUGAGUUUCCCGACAAGAAACAAGAGAGGUUAUUGCAGUUUUGCUCUCGCGAGUCACAGGUGUGAAAGAAUUAUUUGUGUAAGUCACCAACUCCAGGUUUGAAGGUACAAUGAUGGAUCAAUACAAUUUUACUAACAGUUCUCUCAAUAAUUCGUCCGAGUAUGAAGACUAUUAUGAGGAUGAUUAUGAUGAGAAUACAGAUCUCAGGAAAUCUCUUAACAUCAUGUCGCUCAUAGUCUACAGUCUGGCUUUUGUACUUGGAGUGGUGGGCAACGGCAUUGUCAUUUGGGUUACUGGAUUCAAAAUGAAAAGGACAGUCAACACGGUCUGGUUUCUGAACCUUGCUGUUGCGGACUUUCUCUUCACUGCCUUUCUCCCUCUCAGUGUGGCUUAUACAGCUAUGGGCUUCCACUGGCCUUUUGGCCAGUUCAUGUGCAAAUUCAACAGCACUCUCAGUUUCCUCAACAUGUUUGCGAGUGUGUACAUUCUGGUUGUGAUCAGCGUUGACCGCUGUGUGUCUGUGGUGCGUCCGAUCUGGGCACAGAACCACCGGAAUGUGAGCCGGGCUUCUGUGGUGAGCUUUGGAGUUUGGUUGUUUGCCCUGGUGCUGAGUUCACCCUAUUUUGUCUUCAGGGACACUGCACCUGACCACUACAACCCAAGCAUAAUCAACUGCUUCAACAACUUUGCACUCUCCGAUGACCUUGAAACACCAAAGGUGGUGGAGCUCCGUAAGCUACGGCAUCGUGCCAUGAUCAUUACCCGCUUCAUCAUAGGCUUUGUGGUGCCUUUCUUAAUCAUCGUCUCCUGCUAUGCAGUCAUCAUUCAUCGUCUCCAAAGAAACCGCUCUAUGACUGGCCGAACUGGACGUCCCUUCAAGAUCAUUGCUGCUGUGAUCACCGCCUUCUUCCUGUGCUGGGCUCCUUACCAUAUCCUGAUGCUCAUGGAGUUGGUAAACCACGUGAAAUACAGCUCCACCCUGCAAUAUAUCACCAAUGUUGGAAUUCCCAUUGUGACCAGUUUGGCUUUCCUAAACAGCUGCCUGAACCCAUUGUUGUAUGUUUUCAUGGGACAAGACUUUAAAGACAAGGUGCGCAAGUCGAUCCUGAAGGUUUUGGAAAGCGCUUUCACAGAGGAAGUUUCACGCACAAAUACCUGCACAAAUUCAAUGCCCACCAUUCGUCACAAAGAGAACGGGAGCAAGUCCUUCUCUGAUGCGGAAGUAUAACAUACAUAACUGUAUAACAUAAAUGAAGGACUUUUUCUAAAGAAGGACAUUACAGAGUGUCUGGAUUUAACGCCAUCAUAAAUAAAAAUGAGACACAUUAACCUGAAGAACUGGACCAAAAGAAAUUAAGUUCUGAAGCUUUACGUUAAAACACUGCCUUGCUCUAAAUGGGGAAAUGCUUAUGUGAUGCAGAAUUAUUAUAUAUACAUGUGUGUGCAUGUGCGUGCGUGUGUAAUCUUGUUUUUAUAUCCUGGUGGGGACUUAAACCUGAAUACACACUAACUCAUGGGGCCCUGUGUCACCGUAGGGAGCUAAAUUGAAGCGUAUAAAUUAUACAGAAUGAGUUUUUAAAGUAAAAAUGCAGAAGGUUUCUUCUAAGGGGUAAGUUAGGGAUAGGGUUGGGGUAAGGGGAUAGAAAAUGCAAACCAUUACGCCUAUGAAGAAUUCCCACAAGUAUAGCAAAUCUAGAUGUGUGUGUGUGUGUGUGUGUGUGUGUGUGUGUAUGAGAAGGAGAUUUAAUGAUAUAUCCAUAAAGUAUUUGACAAAUAAAAUUUGGUAUUUUAGGCCAUUAUAUGAGCAACUUAGGAUGAAGUUUUUACAUGUAUUGUGCAUGUAAUGCAAGUAGCUUUUUUGCUAUUUCUUUACUGUAUAUCUAUUGUCUGCACAUAAUUUUUUAUAAAGCAUCUCUUAUUUUAUGUAAAAUAGUAUUAAGUUUGUUGAUGUAUUUCAAAAAACUGAAGCUAAAUAAACUUGCUAAUU
This is a messenger RNA of Labeo rohita (rohu), 2138 nucleotides long. It is a transcript of the gene fpr1, whose product is annotated as formyl peptide receptor 1. NCBI's taxonomy places the organism in Eukaryota, Metazoa, Chordata, Actinopteri, Cypriniformes, Cyprinidae. Bases 261 to 1379 code for a protein of 372 amino acids. Gene Ontology annotation, molecular function: G protein-coupled receptor activity; complement receptor activity. Gene Ontology annotation, cellular component: plasma membrane. The transcript is spliced from 2 exons. The record is from RefSeq and is a predicted model, not a curated record. Gene Ontology annotation, biological process: inflammatory response; phospholipase C-activating G protein-coupled receptor signaling pathway; complement receptor mediated signaling pathway.